Cryptococcus amylolentus CBS 6039 is the source of this 765-nucleotide messenger RNA. RefSeq lists its product as hypothetical. The record is from RefSeq and is a predicted model, not a curated record. The coding region runs from base 1 to 765 and encodes 254 amino acids. The transcript has 2 exons. NCBI's taxonomy places the organism in Eukaryota, Fungi, Basidiomycota, Tremellomycetes, Tremellales, Cryptococcaceae.
AUGCAACCUCUCAAUUGCUGGCAUCGGGGAGUGGUUGGAUUGGUCUCGGGAAGUGGGGGAAUGGGCCACUACCUUCUUCUGGUGGAGCAAGAAAUGGAAGCAGAAGGUUCUCGCCCGCAACUGGGUCAAACAGGCAAGGGAGCGACGGCCCGCCACUUUGACACCUUUGCUGCUCUUGUCUGCAACCACCAACACCUCCUCAAAGGUUCAGAGGAGCCUCUCACCGAUAUGGAGGUCAAACGAAUCCUGACAGCUGGGUUGUACUCCCCAUACAUCACCCAAGAAGUCAAAGCCGCAAUGGAACGAAAUAGCUGGACCAUCUAUACAGCCUCCAAUGCCAAAUUGAUCAACCUCAUGUCUGCAACCGUCAACGCUUGUGCCAACCAGAUGGCUGCCUUCUACAGCGGCCUCCCAGCUGCAUUGCGCCAGCCCCCCCAUGCUCAGCCAACUGCUGGGUCUCAACAGGCUCCAGCACCACGACCAACCCCACAGCCCACCAACUCCCAGCCUGUCAAGGCAAUAUCGGCCGCGCCGGCUCCCCCAUCUGAGGCAACAGUAUGUGCUUGGCUCAACAGCUCUAUUUGCCUCCCGUAUGGUCCCAAGGGAGCGCAAGCCCGUGAUUAUCUCAGACAGCAAGACAUCUGUUUCCAGUGUCGCCAGCAAGGGCAAAUGUCCCACAGCUGUCCCACUUUCCAACCUCAAGUUGUGCCCCUCAUGCCCGCGCCCACUCAAGCCCCGGCCCAGGCGCCUCCUACUACCCCCUGA